CCCACUUCCACGAUGUCCUUAAGAGUGCUAGCACGCCUCGAUCUCUUGAUGGAACCGCUGAGGAUCAGCAGCGCCAUCUGCUCUGCUGGAAGCUUGCUGUUGGAGUUUAUUUCCCUGAGUACUCCCUACUGGGUACUGCAAAGUACCAAAAAAGGCCUGGUUCACAGUGGCCUCUGGACUAUCUGCGUGGGUCCAGAUUGCACCAUGUAUUGGUUCAAUCUACUCGCCAUACAUAUCCACUUCACCCGAGCCUUCCUGGUGAUUGCAUGUUUCUGCAGCUUCUUUUCUCUGUUGUGCGUCUGCAUCUCGUUUGAACGUGACCUGCUAUUCAACAUAUCCGUGCUGAGAGCCGCCGUCACCUUCAGCCUCGUUUCAGCUCUCUUAAUCUUGAUUGGUAUGGCGAUAUUUACAUACGUGCAGAGGCACUCGCAACCUUACACCAAUUAUUCACUCGCAUUCGGUUCGUCCUAUGGCUUGGGCUGGGCUUCCGUUCCUAUGCACCUCAUUACAGAUUACAUCCAUGCCACCCGAGCGUUCAUGUUCCUCGGGAUGAUCGCUGGAGUCGUCUCUUGCAUUAUUCUUUGUGGAACAUUUUUUGACUUCCAGUUUGGCUUCCUCUCCCGGGCCAGGACCUCAGCCAUAGCCAGCCUUGUUGCAGGUAUUUAG
Messenger RNA from Podarcis muralis (Common wall lizard), 666 nucleotides. Lineage: Eukaryota; Metazoa; Chordata; Lepidosauria; Squamata; Lacertidae. The record is from RefSeq and is a predicted model, not a curated record.